CGACCAUUGCUCCCUCCUCAUUAUGUCGCUCAAGGGCGUUGGAACCGAUUUAUUUUCUCCCCUUGCGCUAUACUUUCGGGGCCAUGACUUUCCGACAGAAAAAAAGGGUGAGAAAACCAUGAUUGGGCAGCAUGGGUGGCUGGAGUCCACAGAACAGGCCCUUUACGAUAGGAAUAAGCAAUCGCCCCAAAAGAAGACGCGGAUCUUAGAUGGCAUAAAGAAGAUCGCCAAGGAUGUGUCUGAGCUGCAUCAAACCCGACGAACUCAUCCAGUUGCAAGGGGAACAGUGGGUACACAUGCCGCAGUUUCACUGGAUCCUAGAGAACAAAGCCUUUUAUACUGUGAGCUCGAAUUCAACCUUACAACGGCUCUAAAUAUAUACGUCAGUGAAGAGCUGGACAAGGGCCAUCUCUCCCCGGAUAAUCUCAAAAAGGUAUCGGAUGAAUGGCAUCAAAAAGGCCAUCACAAAGUAAUCGGCUUCAGAUAUGAUUUAGAGACACAGCUGGAGCUUGUCAGUCUUCAUAUCAAUGAUUUUAGCUUCUAUGGUCGCCGACAAGGCAACACUACCGAGAUUGCUCUUCUGCUCAAUGAGAUGAAGAUGAAUGCGCGUAAUAUGCGUGUCCGAACGUUUUGCCAACCAGAUUCCACUAUUGCAAAACAUCUAGUUGGCUCGCAGUCGCUCUUCAACUUGAUCAAUGCUUCAACCAGUCAGCAAAUUGCACUAGCAGAGAUAGCCCGAUUUUUUAAGCUACUACUGAAGUAAUACUGCGGGCUUUCAUAUUUUUUCCCCCACUAGUGUUGGAAGAGUGCUACACAGUACCGCGGGAAAAAAAAACCAAGAAAAAAGAACCAGUGGCAUUGUUCCCUACCUACCUUGUAGCUAUUCUUCUCACUCAGGGUAGUCUAAGACUCAUGUUUCAUGUUCACGUAUAGUCAUGAUGGCCAAGCAAGAAGGAUCUCCUGGGUCGCAGACCUUGGACGAUUUGGUUAUGGGGGUAUGUGUACAUAUGAAUGAUAGGGCUUGACAAAAUAUUAUUUCUUGAUUGC
Trichoderma harzianum CBS 226.95 is the source of this 1047-nucleotide messenger RNA. RefSeq lists its product as hypothetical. Lineage: Eukaryota; Fungi; Ascomycota; Sordariomycetes; Hypocreales; Hypocreaceae. The coding region runs from base 23 to 763 and encodes 246 amino acids. The transcript is spliced from 2 exons. The record is from RefSeq and is a predicted model, not a curated record.